Xiphophorus hellerii (green swordtail) is the source of this 1292-nucleotide messenger RNA. RefSeq names its product high affinity immunoglobulin gamma Fc receptor I-like. Gene Ontology annotation, biological process: cell surface receptor signaling pathway; immune response. Gene Ontology annotation, molecular function: transmembrane signaling receptor activity. The transcript is spliced from 8 exons. The record is from RefSeq and is a predicted model, not a curated record. NCBI's taxonomy places the organism in Eukaryota, Metazoa, Chordata, Actinopteri, Cyprinodontiformes, Poeciliidae. Bases 127 to 1020 code for a protein of 297 amino acids. Gene Ontology annotation, cellular component: external side of plasma membrane.
ACCAUUUUUGGAUUCUGUCUGUUGUAACAUUUCUGGAGAAAAAAGAUGAUAAAGGAAGGAAGAGGCGGACUCUAGUUGCUGCUCUAACUCUCCUCUAGUGAACCGGUCCAGUCAAAGUCAGCAGACAUGAAGGAAGCAGCUGCUCAGCGUCUGAUCUUUCUGAUCUCACUGCUGUUCUGGACAUCAGGUCAAGUCCUCCCAGUUCGUCUGACUGUGAUUCCCAGCAGAUCUCAGUUCUUUGAACAUGAAUCAGUGAUUCUGAUCUGUGAGGAUGAAAACAGAUCUGAUGGAUGGACUGUGAGGAGAAACACAACCAGAGACACCAGAGCUGAGUGUAAAGGAUGGGGAACACCAUUUGGUUCUACCUGUAACAUGGACUACCUCCUCCCAGGUGAUACUGGUCUGUACUGGUGUGAGUCCAUGUCUGGAUCCUCCAGCAGCAGCAGCAGCAUCCAGCUCUCUGUCUCUGGUGGAUCAGUGAUCCUGCAGAGUCCUGUCCUCCCUGUGAUGGAGGGAGAUGACGUCACUCUGAGCUGCAGAACAAGGAAUCCAACCCACAACCUCCCAGCUGCUUUCUAUAAAGAUGGCUCCUUCAUUGGUGAUGAAACUACUGGAAACAAGAUUCUCAACUCAGUGAAGAAAUCUGAUGAAGGCCUCUAUAAAUGUAAUGUCAAAGGUCAUGGAGAGUCUCCAUCCAGCAGGAUCUCUGUCAAAGAGAAACCUCCAACCACCUCUCCACCUUCCUCCUCCUCCUCUUCCUCAGAGAAACUCACCAACAUCUCUGAGUCUACAGUCUCACCUGGUCCAGGUUCUUCCUCCGUCUCUCUCCCAGUGUUGCUUCCCAGUGCAUCUCUUUGUGUUUUGGUUUUCCUGUUUUUACUGGUUCAACUGGUCGUAUAUUUGUACAGCAAACCUAAGGUGAUGAAGGAGGAAGAGGAGAGGAUGACAUCACUUCCAGAAACAUCAGGAUGUUCCAGAGGAAACAGAAGAAAACCAAACCAGGAACAGGAAAUGCUCUGAGGCGGCGCUGCUUCACUACUGUUCUGUACGCCACCAUGACAGAAGAAGAAGAAAAACUUUGAUGCUGAAACUCCUGGAGACAGAAAAUGUUGUUGAUGUGAAACUGGAUCCACUGACAACAGGAAGAAAACAUCAGUUCUGUUACUCAGAGAGCUUUCUUUAAUAAACUGGAAACAUUAGAAAGUUGUUCAUUCAGAACAAUCUGAUUUAUGAUUCUUACAAUAAAUUAAUGCAGGAGAAUAAAAUCAACUCCAGAAAAAUGUUCACCUGUC